Molecule: messenger RNA, 237 nt
Organism: Rotaria sp. Silwood2
Lineage: Eukaryota; Metazoa; Rotifera; Eurotatoria; Philodinida; Philodinidae
Source: the annotation of a GenBank genome assembly
AUGCAACAAUAUUCUUCUGAUGUUCUUACAUUCUGGAAGUUAAAUACCGAUGAAUUACCACAUUUAUCAAUUUUAGCAAGACAAAUACAUUCAAUUCCAGCAACUAGUGCUGGUAUAGAACGGCAGUUUAGUAUUGCUGGUCUUACAUUAACUGAUCGAAGGUCUUGUUUGGAUCCAGAACAACUGGACAAUAUCCUAUGCAUUCGGGCUAUGUCAAAACUAGAUGGUAAAACUUAA